Pristis pectinata (smalltooth sawfish) is the source of this 2675-nucleotide messenger RNA. It is a transcript of the gene ada, whose product is annotated as adenosine deaminase. Bases 118 to 1224 code for a protein of 368 amino acids. Gene Ontology annotation, molecular function: adenosine deaminase activity. The record is from RefSeq and is a predicted model, not a curated record. Gene Ontology annotation, biological process: purine ribonucleoside monophosphate biosynthetic process; adenosine catabolic process; inosine biosynthetic process. The transcript is spliced from 11 exons. NCBI's taxonomy places the organism in Eukaryota, Metazoa, Chordata, Chondrichthyes, Rhinopristiformes, Pristidae. Gene Ontology annotation, cellular component: external side of plasma membrane; cytosol.
GACUAAGGUCCAUAAAAUGGCCCCAGGUGACUGGAAGCUGGUUAGUUGGUUGUCCAACAAGUAAGAGGAAAUAACUGCACUUUGCGCCUCCGAAACUGUCAGACUCACAGGGGAAACAUGAGCCUCAGCAUGGCACAGAACUCGACAAACAACAUGCAGAAAUUUAACAAAGCCAGGAUAGAAAUUCACCUUCAUCUCGAUGGGGCUAUAAAACCUGAAACAAUUUUGUACUUUAGCAAAAAACGAGGAAUUAAAAUGCCAGCAGACACAGUGGAAGAACUUUUGUGCUACAUUGGAUAUGAUGAACCCCUCGAUCUCACUCAGUUCCUUGAAAGAUUUAGCUAUUACAUGCCAGCUAUUGCUGGAGACAGGGAAGCUGUGAAAAGAAUAGCUUAUGAGCUUGUAGAAAUGAAAGCCAAAGAAGGCAUUAUAUAUUUUGAAGCAAGAUACAGUCCGCAUUUACUGGCUAACUCCAACGUUGAUCCGAUUCCUUGGAACCAAAAACCAGGGGACUUGACUCCUGAUGAAGUGGUUCAACUUGUCAACAAGGGCUUCCAGGAAGGAGAAAAGGAUUUUAAAAUUAAAGCAAGAUCCAUCCUUUGCUGCAUGCGGCACAUGCCAGAAUGGUCUGCUGAAGUUGUACACUUGUGCAAGAAAUAUCGCAAUGAAGGUGUUGUGGGCAUUGAUUUGGCAGGUGAUGAGUCUUUAAGUACUGAUGUCCAUUCAGGCCAUGGCAAGGCCUUUGAGGAAGCUGUUCAGUGUGGCAUCCAUCGAACCGUACAUGCUGGCGAAGUUGGAGGACCUUCGACAGUCAAAGAGGCCGUAGAUGUUUUGAAGGCUGAACGGAUUGGACAUGGGUAUCACACAAUUAAAGACCCUCAUCUCUACAACCAAUUGUUAAAACAAAAUAUGCAUUUUGAGACCUGUCCUUGGUCUAGCUAUCUCACUGGAGCAUGUGACCCAGAUUUUACAAAGCAUCCAAUCAAAAGGUUUAGAGAAGAUGAAGCAAACUAUUCACUGAAUACUGAUGAUCCAUUGAUAUUCAAAUCCACGCUCGAUAAAGAUUAUAACAUUGCAUCAAAAUACAUGGGUUUCACAGAAGAAGAAUUCAAGAGAGUGAAUAUUAAUGCAGCCAAGUCCAGUUUUCUCCCUAAGAAAGAAAAAGAAGAACUUCUAUGCACAUUAUACAAGGCAUACGGGAUGAUGCAGAACAAUGUUUUUUAAAUUGCUACUGAUAAAUCAACACCAACAACAGGAAAUUCUCUCCAAAGUGACUGCCUGAAGUAUCCAAUUAAUGCACCAGUUUUUGUUUUCAGAAUAUUCCAUUGUUAACUGUUCACAUUGUGACAACUAUAAACAGCUUUCCUUGCAGCCUUUGAUUUUAAGUAUUAUAUAAUCAAUUUGAUUUUAAUUUUGUUUUUAAGGAGCAAUGUUUAGGCAAUGGCUUUGCAGAAUCAUUUAAGAUACAAGAGAACAUUUCAUGUUUUACAUGAAAGCAGAAUUUUAUAAAGCAGCACCUUGCCUACAACUGUCCCAAAGGAUCACUAAACCACAGCAAAUAAAGGACAUUUGAUGUGGCUGAUUUAGUCAAUUAUAUUAACUCCAAUAGUAUACAGAAUUUUAGGAUGAUAAUUUGUGAACUACAAAUUUCACACCUAUCAGCAGCUGAAGAUUGAUAUUGUCUGGUGAAAUGAGGUGGGGAAGAGAGAGGCCUGACUUGCUCAAGUGAUACAUUGCUGGAAAUGAGAGCAAGGGGCCCCACAGGAGUUUAAGGAAUGAGCUUGUAUUACAGAGGAUGGUUAGAACUAGGCUGAUACUGUUUGAAAGAAAAUAGUUGAGAAUGGUCUCAUCCACAAUUUAGUGACAACAUAACAUUUGAACUAUUGCUGUUGGAAAAUAGAACCAUCUAAUUUUUCCCAACUUGUGAUUUGAGUAGAUUCAUCAUGUUUUGUAGAUGUUUCAGUAUUUCCCUGACAUGGUCCUUUAAGUUUACACAAUUGGGUAUUGCUGAUAUAGUGUUCAAUAGUUAAAGAUUAAAUUUAAAUAUAUUAUUACUGAGAAAUUUUCAUUUGAUGUAGCUGGUUGAUUGUACAAGUAUUUAGAAUAUACGCCUGUACAUCUCCUAUCUAUUACGCAAGUCUCUUAAUUAACUCUUGUGCUGAAUUUCAGCUUGCACCUCUGCCAUCAGCAAAUGCUUACAUAUGAUCAUUUUCAGAAAUGGAGACUAAGUAAUAUUUUGACUGCAGAGUUUAUUUCAACUGUAAACAUAAGGGAUGUUCUAAUUAACAUUUCACAUCCUGUACUGGCACACUGAUAAACCAUCUUUCACACAUUUUUUGUUAAUUUUUGAUCCAAACAGUGCCACCAGUGACUUGUAUCUAAUACAGUGCACUACCAAAAGUUACACAUUGGCACUAUCAUUUGAUUCAGCAAAUUACUUAAAUGUCUUUCCCAAAGUUUACAAUGAUAUAAAGGAGAAUAUCAAAGUUUAUAUGAAACAGAUUGUUGGCAGACAACUUUUAUAACUCACUCCUGCAUAAAAUAUGGCUUUGUACCUGGACUGAAUUCAGAUGUAUAGAUAAAUCUUUUUCAGAGGUAAUUUGUAUAUGGCAAAUUUGUAAAAUGUUUAAAAAUAAACUUUAAAAAUAAAGGAUUUUCCAGAACUGUUUCAAACC